GGUGUUUCAUACAGACCUGGCAACCGUGAGAGCUUCAACCCUGCAACAACAUUCAUUCAUUGAUUAGUUGGAAAGGCUGCGGCUUGCCAUCUCAAGGGUGCCAGAUGUAGUUGAAGGGCCUGUCCUGUGGUUCUGCCACAACACUCCUCUCAUCCUCCUUGCACUGCAUGGCUUCAUCUGAACACAUCUCUCCUCUCGAUACCGUAGCCCUCAUCCGGCAGCCCCUCAUGCUUUGGACGAGGGCUGCUCACAGACUGCCUCAUGACUGCCUGGAUCGUUCUGCCAGUCAGCCUGUCGGCGUUCUCCAUCACAGGGAUAUGGAUAGUGUAUGCCAUGGCAGUGAUGAACCAUCAUGUGUGUCCAGUCGAAAACUGGACAUAUAAUGUGACUUGUAAUGAGGAAACAGCCAAGAGGGGCUUCCCCAAGACCUGUUGUACUCUACAGGACAUCCCUCUCAUCAGUAAAUGCGGCUGCUACCCACCUGAGAGCUGUCUCUUCAGUCUCAUAGGCAACGUCGGGGCCUUUAUGGUGGUGAUGAUUUGCAUGUUGCGUUACGCUCAUGUGAUUGAGCACAGCCACCAUUGCUGGGUCAACACAAGUGCGCUGGUGUCGGGUUGUGUUAAUGCUCUGGGACUCGUCAUGGUGGGCAACUUCCAGGUCGACCAUGCGAAGACUUUGCACUAUGUGGGGGCCGGUGUGGCAUUUCCUGCAGGCCUGUUAUUCGUGUGUCUGCAGUGUGUGCUCACGUACCGCAUCGCCGAGACUGCGCUAGACUUCUGGAUGGCCCAUGUGCGCGUGGCUCUGUCAGCUGGAGUGCUGAUCUCGCUCAUCCUCAGCGGCAUCUUCUUCAUUCACGAGAGCUUCGUGUUGCAGCAUGCUGCCGCCAUCUGCGAAUGGAUCUUCACCGUCCUUGUCCUGGUCUACUAUGGAACCUUCACCUACGAGUUUGGCAGCGUCAGCCGCGACACCCUGAUGGCUGCCCUCGUCAACGGUAGGCCGCAUGACAGCUCAGGCCCGGGAGUCAUCAUGGGAGGCAUGGGGAAAAGCGUGCCCAUGGGCUGUGGUGCUCGCAGCAUGAAGUCGCCUGGAGGAAGCAGCACCUCCACACACCUCAACUGCACCCCGGAGAGCGUCGCCAUGUUAUAGUGGAUGACUAACGGAGGAGAGGUUAGGGCUCAGAAACUGAAUGGGGCUCCUGAAUCGAAUCAUCCUGCUCGGACAUGCUUCAUCAGAGACGCACCAAACGUCAUGUGAUACCUCAGGCCAACUCCCCUGACACAUACAUGCAAUUGGUUAUGAUCUGCACUCAUCUUUUCCUUUCUUUUUGCUGAUCCCUUUUUUCCCCAUUCACUUCCAUUCAUUUUUGGCCCCGUUCAAAUGAAUGGAGUUCUGCUCAGUAACACUUCACCAUACAUCCACUAAACUUCAUUUGGCACCUCAGGCCAACUCACCCAUCACAUCACAUCACACACACACACACACACACACACACACACACACACACACACACACACACACACACUGUUAAAGCUCUGCUGCAUCUUGUGCUAUACAUCUUGUGCUCUCUUCAGACAAUGCAUUUUCUAGUUAUUAUUAUUGUUGUUAUUUUCUAUCAUCAAAACAGCACACUGAAUAUUUCUGGAUAAAAAGAGUUGUAAAAA
This is a messenger RNA of Neoarius graeffei (lesser salmon catfish), 1661 nucleotides long. RefSeq names its product transmembrane protein 150Ab (gene tmem150ab). Lineage: Eukaryota; Metazoa; Chordata; Actinopteri; Siluriformes; Ariidae. The transcript is spliced from 9 exons. Gene Ontology annotation, biological process: protein localization to plasma membrane. The record is from RefSeq and is a predicted model, not a curated record. Bases 262 to 1146 code for a protein of 294 amino acids.